GGGCACAAAUCGGUUUUAUUGAGACUUUAGACCUGCAAAGACCUUGUGAAUAGAGGGAGGGAUUCAGACAAGCUUCGAAAUCCUUUUUCCUCAAGGGAAGCGCCUUUAAAUGCUAAGUAAAAGCCCACCCAGGUUAUCGGGGAGGGGUCACAGGCGGAGGUGCCGGGCGCCUGGAGCUCGGAGUCUGGAUGCGGUGCGAGGGUCUGCGUCGGAAGCCGCCCACGGGAGCUCCCAGCUAAGGGCAGAUUGUGGGGGUCCCUCAAGUUGAAAGACGGGUGGAAACCACGCGAGCGUGAGUCAGCGCUGCCCCGGGGGCCCUCCGCCCCUUGGAGGUGGGUCGUAUACCGGGCGCGGAGUAGAGUAGGCCAGGAGAAACUGGGCCAGGCUGCACUUUUAGCUCGAGGGGCCUCGAGGACUCUUCGCGUCCCUGGACACAAGGGCACUACACGCACUUCAUAAUGAAGAGUUGCGGGAGCAUGCUGGGCCUCAGGGGGCUGCGGCUCCCCCCGGCGGGGAUCCUGCUCCUGUUGCCGUUCCUGCAGCCGCGGCUGCUGCCCGCGGCCCCCGCGCCCCAUCGCGCUUCCUACAAACCGGUCAUCGUGGUGCACGGGCUCUUUGACAGCUCAUACAGCUUCCGCCACCUGCUGGAAUACAUCAACGAGACACACCCUGGGACUGUGGUGACAGUGCUCGAUCUCUUCGAUGGGAGAGAGAGCUUGCGACCCUUGUGGGAACAGGUGCAAGGGUUCGGAGAGGCUGUGGCCCCCAUCAUGGCAAAGGCCCCCGAAGGGGUGCAUCUCAUCUGCUACUCGCAGGGGGGCCUGGUGUGCCGGGCACUGCUCUCCGUCAUGGAUGAGCACAAUGUGGAUUCUUUCAUCUCUCUCUCCUCUCCACAAAUGGGACAGUAUGGAGAUACGGACUAUUUGAAGUGGCUCUUCCCUACCUCCAUGAGGUCUAACCUCUACCGGAUCUGCUAUAGCCCCUGGGGCCAGGAAUUCUCCAUCUGCAACUACUGGCACGGUAGCUUCUUUGGUUUCUAUGACGCAAAUGAGACGGUCUUGGAGAUGGAGGAGCAACCGGUUUAUCUGCGGGAUUCUUUUGGGUUGAAGACUCUCUUGGCCCGGGGAGCCAUUGUGAGGUGUCCGAUGGCUGGGAUCUCCCACACGGCCUGGCACUCCAACCGUACUCUUUAUGAGGCCUGCAUUGAACCCUGGCUCUCCUGAGGAUGUCCUCAGGGAUCCCCCAGGAACUCCCCAGCCCAGAGACCAAGCGGUGGCCUUGGAAAGCAGAUGUCAGGCUCCGGUGUGCCUGUGACCACCCCAUUGCUCCCACACUGCCCGCGCCCACUGGGGCUCCCAGGACCCCUUCCUCUUCUCCUCUGUGAAUGACGAAUCCUGGUCUCCCGCACUUCAUGUCUGGGGUUUGCUCCGUGCUCUCUCUCACCCUCCCAAGGCCGAGGCUGGGAAGAGAGAAACCAGGUUUUGAACUUGUGGCUACUCUGCUGCUCCUCGGUCUCGGGCUGUACCGGAGGAGAACCCGGCCCCUGCCCGCUGCGGGGGUCUCCUUCCAGGCCACUCAGGUCAUUUUUAGCUUCUCUUCUCCCCAUGUUCCCUUUUCCUCAGCCCUCCCAACUCCCAGGAAGGACUACCCAUGAGAGUGGGGUUCUGAGGCUCCCCUAUGGGGACAGUUCCGUUCUUGAAAUGUCAGUGUUGGGGAUUAUCUAUGGCCUGUGAGGCCCAUCUCAGGUUUGGGGAUCCCCCCAGUCCCUAUGUUCAGUGUUGGGGUACCCCCUGGGAGCCUAGCUUCUUUGAGGCCCCAGCCCCUCUUUUAGCUACCAUUGAAUGGGUGUUAACCCUGUAUUAAUGGAAAUAAAGUUCCAUUUCCUCA
Odobenus rosmarus divergens (Pacific walrus) is the source of this 1887-nucleotide messenger RNA. RefSeq names its product palmitoyl-protein thioesterase 2 (gene PPT2). NCBI's taxonomy places the organism in Eukaryota, Metazoa, Chordata, Mammalia, Carnivora, Odobenidae. The transcript is spliced from 7 exons. The record is from RefSeq and is a predicted model, not a curated record. Gene Ontology annotation, cellular component: lysosome. The coding region runs from base 459 to 1223 and encodes 254 amino acids. Gene Ontology annotation, molecular function: thiolester hydrolase activity.